AAUCACAGUAUGACCUGAGGAAGUAAUAUACUGGGUCGCAACUACUUCUUUCACGACUAGCGUUUCAGAAUAACACUAGGUUUGGAAAAGGCUUUCAACAUUGAACACACUAUCUGUAGUUUACAAAUUUGACAACAGAAUGGCUGCAGACUGGCUGGGGAGUCUGGUGUCAAUAAACUGUGGAGUGACACUAGGUGUGUAUCAGGGCGAGGUGUCCUCGGUGGACCAGGUCAGCCAGACCAUCUCCCUCAGACAGCCCUUUCACAAUGGGGUCAAGUGUCCUGUCCCUGAGGUCACUUUUAGUGCCAUGGACAUCAAGGAGCUGAAGAUCCUGGACAUCAGAAACGGCGGCAGCCAGGUGGGUGUGGCGGACUCGGGCUGCUACGGCCGGAACGGCCGGGGCGGCGUCUCGGGGGCCCCGGCCGGCAGCGCCCCCGUGGCGGUACCGCGUAAGGGUGAGCUGAGGUCACAGGAGGGUCUCAGCUCGCCACAGCAGUGCUCCAAAAGCUACGGGGAGCGACACCUAGAGGCGCCCGGGCAGACCAAGGGCUUCCGCCGGAGACACAACUCCUGGUCGUCCAGCAGCAGAGGCCCGAGUCAGGCCACGCCCAAGAAGAACGGUCUGAAGAACGGCGGCGGGGCCAUGAAGAACAAAGAUGACGAGUGUUUCGGGGACGGGAUGGACGAAGGUCUCGACAAGGACUUCGACUUCGAGGGGAACCUGGCGCUGUUCGACAAGGCCGCGGUCUUCUCCGAGAUCGACACGUCGGAACGCCGUGGGAACGGGGUGCGGUCGCGCGGGACUCCAGGGGAGCGAACGCCCUCCCGCUACCGCCAUGAUGAGAACAUUCUGGAAGCCAAACCCAUCGUGUACCGGCAGAUCACUGUACCACAACACAGCGGAAAAGAGUACUGCACUGACUCGGGGCUGGUGGUGCCCAGCGUGUCCUAUGAGCUGCACAAGCGGCUGCUGGCGGUGGCGGAGCGGCAGGGCCUGACGCUGGAGCGCAGGCUGGAGAUGACGGGGGUGUGCGCCAGCCAGAUGGCCCUCACGCUGCUGGGGGGCCCCAACAGGCUGACCCCGAAGAACGUGCACCAGCGGCCGGCCGUGGCACUCCUGUGCGGGCCUCACGUCCAGGGGGCGCAGGGCCUGAGCUGCGGACGCCACCUGGCCAACCACGAGGUGGAGGUCAUCCUCUUCCUGCCCAACUUCGUCAAGAUGCUGGAGGCCAUCACCAACGAGCUCACGCUCUUCAGCAAGACGGGCGGCAAGCAGGUGUCCAGCGUCAAAGACCUGCCUGACACUCCAGUGGACCUGGUCAUCAACUGUCUGGACUGUCACGAAAACGCCUUUCUGAGGGACCAGCCCUGGUACCGGGCGGCAGCGGACUGGGCCAACCAGAACCGGGCCCCGGUGCUCAGCAUCGACCCCCCGGUGAGCGGGCAGGAGCAGGCGGUGGAGGCCAAGUGGUCCCUGUCCCUGGGCCUGCCCCUGCCCCUGGCGGAGAGCGCGGGGAGGGUCUACCUGUGCGACAUCGGCGUGCCCCGCCAGGUCUUCCAGGAAGUGGGCAUCAAGUACCACUCGCCCUUCGGCUGCAAGUUCGUCAUCCCCCUGCACUCCACAUAGCCUCCCAGCGAGGGGCAGCUCACCUGUGGCCUCCACUCCUCCCCCUGUGUUCCCCAACACAGAGUUAGCCUUAAGUUCCACAGCGAGAAUGACUAUGAACAUUGUUGACUGACUGUUGGAGGGCUGUAGCUGAAGUGUUAUAUUUUUUUGAGGGAAGAUAAAACAUUCACCUGGAGAGAGCGAUGCAGUGCUUGUGUGAGUGUUAGACUGGAGCAAUUUCAGCAGGACUUGAAUUUUGGUGUUUUCUUUGGUGGGUGUCACCAGGAAGGCAAAAGAUUCCCCUGAGGAGAACUGUGUGUGUGUUGGUGUAUGUGUGCGUGCAUACCUGCGCGCACUCACUCAUAAAACACAGAUUCUCCUCCAUCUCUGAUUGUGUUUACGGCGUGCUAAGUCUCCUGAAAAGCUACUUGUACAUUGGGUACUCUGCAUUAGCAGGCUGAACCUGAUUACACUUCCUGUUUUCUGCUCUACUUCCUGCUGGAUGCUGUGCCAGGCCCAGUGACUUGGCCUCUUUGACCAGAUGUAGGGAUUUUUGACAAUUUUCUUCUUACAGAGAGAAAAUAGUUUUCAGACAAUGGGAAGCUGAACAAAGUAAAUUUGAAUUAUUUCACUGUUUCUUUAAAAUUGUAUAAAAACAAGGAUUUGAGGAAUAUGGAGGGAUGUAUUGAAAAUGCGUUGAGAGAUUGGUUGCUUGCUGCUCAACUGCGGUUUGCAAGUUUUGGCACUAUUGUUCUGUUUACUGUUUAUAGCUUUAUUUUGAUUGUCAUUCCAGUAAUGGCAAUACACAAAAUGGCACACAAAAUGGCGGUCUCUUGUAAUGUUUCAGUCUUAUCUGGACAUUUUUUAAACUCUCCUUUAGGCUUUCAAAUACAAUAUUAAAUUGUGGACAUAAACACUGUUUUUAUGUUUUUGAAAGUUAAGUCAGACUGUACACUUGCUGUAAAAUAGAGACCAGAAGCUGAAUAUGUCAUGCGAUCAUUUUUGUGCCAAACCUUUUGUUUUAUAGUGUUCAAACGGCAGAACUUACCCUCUGAAAUUAAGCUUGGUGUAAAUGCCAUUUUUUUCUCUGCACAGACCUUCAAUCAAAAUCAGGUCUUGUUCAUGAAAAUCACUGUUGUGCAGUCUGUUUCUGUGUGUACAUGAAUAUUAACAGGAGACGGCAAUGAUUCCAGCCCUCUCUGUCUCUCUGUCUCUCUGUCUCUCUGUCUCUCUGUCUCUCUGUCUGUCUGUCUGUCUGUCUGUCUGUCUGUCUGUCUCUCUCUCUCUCUCUCUCUUUCUCUCUUUCUCUCUUUCUCUCUUUCUGUCUGUCUGUCUGUCUGUCAAAAAACAUGGAAGGCAUUAUACAGGAAGUGUUGUCUGUCAAAAUACUGCUAAAAUUGUCAGUGUGUAUUUUAGGAUGUGACACUUUUUCAUCGUUUUCUCAUAUAAUGAAAAAAAAAAAUUUCUGCUCUAUUCAUGACUGUGCUUUGACUAAAUCUAAUGCUGAAAAUGUUCCUCACAUCCUUCAAGAGUAAAAGGCAUUACUAAGUUUAAGUUAUGUUGCUACUCUUAAACCAUGUCACGUUUUAACCUAGCCUGUGCUUAGAAUGUCGUUUGAUGAUAAUCUAUAGAGAUCCUGCCUCUGGAUCUGUGAAUGUGGGUUUGUCCGCAUAUCAUUGGCUGGUCAGUGACCGCUCUGCAGUAACAUGUUUGCUCAUUGGUUGAGAGAAACCUAGUUUUUUGGUUUUUGUUUUCUAAUGGAGACCGUCUGUUUGCUCAAAUUCACUGCUCAUGUAGGCAUGGGAGCAUUGUCAAUCACUUGAGCAGACUGCUGUGUAAGUCUUAGAACUGUAUCAGUUUCAUUUCAUUUGUAUUCCUUUACAUUUCUAUUAAUUCUUUUUUUUUUUGUUUUUCUAUUGUGUUUAUUUUAUUUUGAGACAUAUCUAAUGUCUUGUCCAUGAAUACAUUGCUCUGUGUGUGUAGAAAUCCUGAACAGUGCUGUGCAUAUGCACUGGGCCUGUCUGUGAACAUGGGGGUUUCAAUGUCUUGGUCCAUGAGGGACUGUUUUGUUUGAGUUAGGCCAGGGGUGUUAAACAUGGUUCCACAAGGUCAUUGUGGCGCUUGUUCGUACCUGUUCUCCUGACUAAGUUGGCGUUAACCAUUUCUGUGCACACCUUCAGCUUUCUCAGAAUAUAGUGCUUUCUCAGAACAUCAAGUAGGACAAUGUUUCUGUGUUCUCCUAUGCAGAGUCCGGGCCUGGAUAUUCAGUCUGAAUGGUGAAAUUGUAGAAAUGCAUAGCGAGCACUAGGUCAUUGAUCAGUGGUGUUAAGGUGUUAGGAUGAAAGUUAUCCCUGGAACUCCAGGACCAGGAUUGCCUACACGGGGUCAGUAACGUUUGGCAAAAAAAUAGUAAUGAAUAGCUGGAAAAAAUGAGCGUGUGCAUUAUUGAUUUAGGAAUUGGGUUAGGGUUAGGGUUGUAUCUAGGCCAUGUUGUAUUUACUCUCUAUCUAUGCUCAUUGAGAAGGAUUGUCCACUACUGGACUGUCUUUCUGUCGGAGUAAGUGUGCCUGUGAAAGUCCUCUAACUGUUUGCUGCCAUUAACACAUACAGCUGGCCUGUGCUUCCGCUGUGCGUGUCCGACCUCGUCUUUAGAUAUGCAGACUACUGAUCUCAGAUGUAAUAACAGGCUGUUUGAUUCUUUCAUGGGCAAUGCCAGCGUUUUUGCCCCUCCAGCCUUCCAGCUGCAGUCCGAGCCGAGCCAUGUCUGACAUCGCCUUCAGAGGAGGGCCACUUUUCCGCUGUAUGAAGGAAUUAGUCUCUUCAUGCUGUCCAACCUCCGUGGGCAGAGGAGCGGAUUUUAUUUUCACACUUUACAGGGGAACGUGUUGUUGAAACGCCCUGUACUCAUUCCAUUGUUCCUGAUUGAAGCGGAGGACUGCUGUAACCCUGCUUUCAGGUUGUCAUUAGUUUUACAUCGGCGUCUGCAGUGUGAAAAUGGGGCCUACCCUGCAGGUGCUUAUACACCCAGUUUGAGUGACAGGUGGACACAGACCCCUGUCCUGGCUGUGUUGAAUUGGGGAGCUGGGGGUUCAUACUGGCCCUUUGUACACCCCAGGUCUCCCUGUGACAGAUUGUGAGCUAAAGCUGCCCUUUUUCUGUAGUUUCAUGGAAGAGACUGCAAUGGUGGGACUCCCCUUCAUGGCUGCAGGAAGUUUGUCAUAACUGAGCCUUUGUCAGUGACCACUUACCAUAGUACUUCUGGGGUUGAUUUUGUGGAUCUGAUAAAUUGUCUGUGUAUAUUGAUUUGGCUCGAGUUAUGACUGAAUCAGCCUGGUUCUUUCUCACCGUUUUGUUUAGUUAGCUUCAUUUUGUUUGUAUGCACUAAGAUGUCCAGUGCAUUUGUUUCAGUUGUGCAGGCUUGUGCUGGCUCUCCAGACUCGUAUUGGGCACUCCUCUUGGCUGUCUUUUCAAACCCAGCCUUUUGGAGUGACAGCCUGCCAACUGUGUACUUGUUUGUUGGUUUUGAAUAAUUCCAAGGACCAUUGUAGACCUGGCUGUUCCACCGGUCUGUUCUUGAAGUGAAGACGCUCUGUUCUGGGGAGAUGCGUCGGUACAGUUCCCUGUGUGGGAGCGGGUCUUAUCGUGGGAUCAAAGGAACAUCGCCGCGUUCCGAAUAUCUCAGUGGCUGAGGUGAUUCCUGCCUUCCUAAGGUUGGUGCACAGUAGAGUUAUCAUAGUUACCCAAGUCAUUGUUUUUCCUCCACAUGGAAAAUGCAGUAUCGGGAUGAAUCCGGUGUGCCCACCUGAAACCUGGAUUAUAAUUUGCAAAUAGUUUACCAAAAAAUAAAUGUGCUGAGGGGUAGAAAAAAGUUACUGCCACUAUGGGGUGGAUUAUGAUUUUGUGAAUGACAUUGUUUCAUCCUCUAGGUGGCUGUUGUACCUUUACAUUAGACUGAACAGCGCCAGUAUUACAGCUGACCUGGGGCAGCUGCCCUUGUAGAUGCAGGUUCCUCUCCAGGGAAAGGAGAGGGCACACCAGGGCUGUCCAUGUGCUAACCAUCCUUUUUGGGAGAAGGAGGCAGUGUUUUACCCCGGCCUUGUGAGAUUUACUUUUAAAAGCUCUCUUGUGUUUGAGCCUAAGGGUCACAGCUCUGCAGUAAAAGAGCAGUUUGUCAUUUGGAUCCUGUCAUCAUUAAUAUGUCAGAAUGGGAAAUAAAAAAUAAAGAAGUUGAAAACA
Conger conger (European conger) is the source of this 5842-nucleotide messenger RNA. RefSeq names its product enhancer of mRNA decapping 3 homolog (S. cerevisiae) (gene edc3). The coding region runs from base 140 to 1627 and encodes 495 amino acids. Gene Ontology annotation, molecular function: mRNA binding. The transcript is spliced from 7 exons. NCBI's taxonomy places the organism in Eukaryota, Metazoa, Chordata, Actinopteri, Anguilliformes, Congridae. Gene Ontology annotation, biological process: deadenylation-independent decapping of nuclear-transcribed mRNA; P-body assembly. Gene Ontology annotation, cellular component: P-body. The record is from RefSeq and is a predicted model, not a curated record.